CCCCAACUAGUCUUUCUUGAAAAGCAAAAGGGAAAUCCCACUAUCAUUGCCUUUCCACUAAGAGAAAAAAGAAAUGUUGAUUUCAGGCGAAACCACUAAAAUCUCCGCUGGCCUCCUCCUUCUGUGCUUCACCUUCAGCAUUGCAUCAGAAUCGGGCGACCCAAUACCAACUCCAUGGCCGGAGCAAUUCCAUUCAAUUCUCUUCAUGAACAACACCAAGGGUAAUCUUCAAAUCGUUGAUUUAUGGUACGAUUGGCCUAAUGGAAGGAACUUCAACAUAAUUAAAAAUCAAUUGGGAAAGCGUCUUUAUGAUUUAGAAUGGGAUAACCAUACUUCGUUUUACUAUACUUUGGAUGCUAAUAAGGAGUGUAUGGUCAGGCAUUUUCCUGUAGGGAUACUUAGACCUACUUGGUUACAGGGUGGGAAUUAUUUGGGACAGCGAUAUAUGGAUGGGUUUCUAUGCAAUGUGUGGGAAAAAGUUGAUUUCAUUUGGUAUUAUGAAGAUGUUGUUACUAAGAGACCUGUUUACUGGGCUUUCUUCACAGGUAUGAUUGCACAUGUAAUGACAUUCGAAGUAGGAAAAGUGCUGGAGGAUCCAAAUUGGCAAGCUCCUGUUUAUUGUUUCAAUGAGGCCAAGGAUGAAAAGAUAUCAUCUCCUGUUAGUUUUGUUACUAAUGAGGAUGUUUCGAUUGGCAAACUCAUUGGAGCAUCGAUGGAUGUUUCUUUACUGCUCUAAUUCUUGUUACAUUUCCAUGUACUAUCAAAUAAUUUCUUCUUGAUGUUGUUGUUUCUUUGGAUCUAAUAAAUUGGUCCUGAGCUUCCA
Messenger RNA from Lycium ferocissimum, 823 nucleotides. RefSeq lists its product as uncharacterized. The record is from RefSeq and is a predicted model, not a curated record. NCBI's taxonomy places the organism in Eukaryota, Viridiplantae, Streptophyta, Magnoliopsida, Solanales, Solanaceae. The transcript has 2 exons. Bases 74 to 736 code for a protein of 220 amino acids.